AUCCGAGGCGAAGGAUCUUUGUGAACGGAUCUUCCAUCCAAGCAUGCGAAUGUUGCUUUGCAUUGACCUGCGAGCCCUUUCUUUCUCUUGGAUUGCAAUCUAUUUUCAGCUGUCACCAUGAACACCCCGUUGUCUUCUUCUUCGAUGGAUCCGUGGCAACAUCGCCAUUUCCAAAAAGAAAAACUCCGAGCGAGAGAACGGUAUUGGCACUGGCACAAGCCUGUUUGCGGGCAGAAACAGGACCGAUUGCUCAUCAUCCCGGAUGGUCCAACAUGGCGCAAAUACCUCGCUCUGUUUCUCCAUCUGGCCGAGCAGCAGCAGCAGCAGCAAAAUGUUGGUAGCCAACAGAAGCUGCAACUGGUCCUGCUGGAAUCUGCCGUGGAGUUGAUGGAUUGGAGAAAUCUCAAUCCCUGCGUCAAAGUGGACGAUGACGAUGGUUCCUUCAUUCGAGAAGCGACGGCCAUGCGAGAACGGACCAAAGUACUCCAAUUCAUGGAGCGACAAGAACAACAACAACAAUCAGCUUUAUUGGUCCGACCAUUUUGUGACUUGUCGGUGAGAGAAGAAUACGACGAAUGGGAUUUCCUGGGUUAUUCUACCAUGUCGGUGGUGGAACGCAGUCGUCACGCUUUGAUUCGAGCUGCACGAAUGCUACAAGAGGAAACCACACAGCCCGUCCUGUUGAUUGUCCAGGACAGUCACGACAGGAGUCAGCUGGAAGAGCAGACUGCAAAUGAUGACGACACUCAUGUCAAAAUUGUCGAUAUACAAGGAUUCUUGAAUCACAUACAUGGAGCAGGCAAUGUGGAGAUUUCAAGUGACGAAGAACAAAGCCUGCUAGAUUUGCGGAUUCGAUGCGAAGAAGAAUAUACCAGACGCAACAGGUCUGUCUCGUCAAUAGCUACCAGUGCUGGAGGGAACGAAGCCCUGCACGAGUACUUGCCAAAAGAAGAAUAUGAACAGGGCCUUCGAAACGGGACACUGGUGCAGGGAAGAUUGGAUGUCACCAAGCAAAACCCAAAGGAAGCUUUUGUGACUGUAGGCGACAACAACAAACAAUACUUUGUCAAUCAGAGAAAGGACCAUUUCAAUCGAACCUUGAAUGGGGACAUGGUCGUCCUCGAGCCACUGCCAGAAUCUGAAUGGGGAAGACCCGUAGGCAGAAGGCGUUUGGUAUUCAACGCGGACGGAAACGAAGAUGACAGUGACAGUAAUAAUGCAGAUGGAGGAGGCACACCCGUACCUUCUGCCAGAGUUGUGGCUAUUGCAAAGCCAUCUCCAAGAUCUCAAUAUAUUGCGACAAUGGUGGACAAGCCACUCCAAGAUGAAGGACACAUCCUUCUAGUGCCGAUGGAUGUGAGGAUUCCAAAGAUACGAAUUGCCACCAAGGCGUGGCAAAAAUUCAGCAAUCAACGGUUGCUGGUGCAGGUGGAUGGAUGGGAAAUUGGCAGCAACUACCCUCAUGGACGGUGUCUGGAAGUGCUGGGGCCUAUUGGAGACUUGGAAGUGGAGAUCAAGUGCCUCCUCAUUGAAAAUGAAAUAUUGCUCGAGCCAUUCAGUGCUGCUGCUACCGCACGCCUGCCGCCGGCUGGACCGCAAUGGAAAGUCCCCCCCGAAGAAAUCCAAAAGAGGCGUGAUCUGCGAACCAGCAGACGAAUCUUCAGCGUGGAUCCUCCCGGAUGUCAAGAUAUUGAUGACACAAUGCACGCUCAAGUCCUACCCAACGGGGACGUUGAGGUCGGUGUUCAUAUUGCCGACGUCACCCACUUUGUUUCGCACAAUUCGCCGCUUGAUUUGGAAGCUCAGAAACGAGGAACCACAUUCUACCUUGUCGACAGAAGGUUUGACAUGUUGCCUUCACUGCUGAGCUCAGAUCUGUGCUCUCUGCACGGCGAAGUUGACAGACUGGCGGUGUCUGUGAUUUGGACGCUGUCCCCUGACAUGGAAAUUGUAAAAGAUGUAUGGUACGGCAGAACUGUCAUUCACAACUGUCAAGCCAUGACAUAUGAUCAAGCCCACAAUAUUCUACACGACAAACCCCCGGAUGAACCCGACAAACCUCUCCCGCCUCCCUUGACAGCUGGAUAUCCUGUUAGCAUGUCACAGGUGCCCCAGCUCAAAAAAGAUCUUACCAUACUUCGAGACCUUGGGAGAUUACUGAAAAGGCGACGAGAAGAAGUGGGGGGCGCUGUGGAUCUUUCUAGUGGCGAUCUGGGCGGGGAACUAAAAUUCACUCUGGAUAAGAAUGGAAACCCCGUGGCAGUGAAACCGAAAAAAGAGCUGGAGAUUCACAACACAAUUGCGGAGAUGAUGAUAUACGCCAACGGCUAUGUGGCGAGCAAGAUAUUUGAUUCUUUCCCAGAGUCGGCACUCUUGCGAGUUCAUAGAUCCGUCGAACAGUCACGAUUCGACAGUCUGAAGAGUGUACUGGAUGUUGGCGGUGUUUCCUUGGAAGGAAGCAGCAACAGGGCCCUGGCAAACACACUGAAGAAGGUGGAGAAAGCAGGAGCAGUCGUCAAUUCACUCAUCAAGUCGCUCGCCACAAGAGCCAUGUCUGAAGCUCAAUACAUCUGCACAGGACAGCAGAAAGAUGGAUUGAACCUUCUGCAUUAUGGGCUUGGGGUAGACAGAUACACGCAUUUUACCAGCCCUAUCCGACGGUAUGCAGAUGUAGUGGUCCACAAACAGCUCCUUGCCGCCCUCGAAGAACCAGCGCAAGUUGCAGGGGGCGUCAAGACGUUCGCAGCAGCUGCAGAGCGAAAAGUCAUGGAAUCCGUUCCAGAUUCCAAAGUCAUUUCCAUCAUGGCCGGAGAGGGGCUCGACGAUGGACCCGCCACGGAGGAUGACAAUGAUAAUGAUGAUGAUGUGGACGAUAUGUUGGAUUUCCUCAUUGACGGAGCUGCCGAACUUGCUUUGGGUGAAGGGGCGCUGGGUGACCUCGGCGAGGACGACGCAGAUGACCUGCUAGACUCUUUGGUCGAGGGAGCCGCGGAUCUAGUCCUGGGAGGCGAUGACAACGCAGAAACCACUCCAGAACCGGAUGGAAAAGUGAAGGUGCUAGAGGCCGAUAUCCCCACGGAUCAUGCUGACAACGAAAUUGAUGAACAGAGGGCAAACGAUGCCUCGGUGGAAACCUAUGGCGGCUCGGAAGUCGCCAGAAUUGCCGAUAGCUUGAACCGUCAGAACAGGAUGGCAAAGCACUCGUCGAUGGAGUGUCAGAACUUGUUCCUGUCGCUGUAUUUCCGCGAGCACGAGGAAACAGAGCAGGCAGUGGUGACUUCCAUCCGAGAGAAUGGCUUCUUCGUAUAUGUGCCAAAGUUUGACAUCUCAGGCCCUGUGUAUAUUAGGGACGUCAGUGGCGACGUUCAAAUUGAUCCUUCUUUUGUCGGGCUAUCUUCCGCUGCCGGACAAGAACCGACCAUGGGCUUUGCUUCGUCGAACAGCACCUGUCGAAGAUUCCCAUCUGGGACAUGCACAUUGGUUGAGCCAGCCGAUGGAAGCCCCGGGGAGGCUCGUUUGGAAGUUUCCGUGCCACAGGGCAAAUGCAAAUUUGUGGUGAAAACCGUGGAUGUGGUGUCAAUCAACCUCCGAAGCGACGACUGGGAUGUGCGGAGCCGCGUCCCUCCUCCUCGUUUCCUGCUUGUGAGCAAAGGAUCCAGACCGCCGCCUGGGUUUGGACAGACCCCAACUGCGGCGACAAAGAUAACUUCUCAGGUUCUCCAAGAAGGCAAGCAAGAAGUGAACGUUGCUGGGCUAAAGAAAACAAUUUCGAAGAAGAAAGUCUUUCCGUCUAUGUUUGAUGCAUUGCGGGAUCUUCACAUACCACCCGUCCUCGAGAAUGUUCCACUUCGUAGCACCACAGAACGUUCAGCCAAAAAGGAAAAGGGCACGGACUCCUACCUUCAAGAAGAGUUCAAAGGUCGAAUGGUGUUUCGAGGGUUUGUCAACCCUGAUACUCGUUCCGCAAGCCAAGAAGCCGCCAUCACUGCAGCAUCCCAAGCUGCGGCACAACGCCGUGCCAAUGCAAUGGAGACUCAUGAUCGCCGCAAUGAGUAUGAUUCCGUCCGCAAUAUUGAACGCAAUGUCAUGGCUCGAACCCAACGUCUCGCCGCGGACAAACGAAACACUCGCAAAAGCAAGGGAAAGUGAACCAAAUAGGCUACUAGCUAGUAUGGCAUACUGUAGUAGGAUGGAGUAUCAUAGCAUCAUCGACACCCGAAACGGGACUUCUAUUUUAUCCAUAAGAAUAUCCUAGAUAGUCUAAAGGUUGGAGUGACGAGUCGAGGCCGGAA
Molecule: messenger RNA, 4292 nt
Organism: Seminavis robusta
Lineage: Eukaryota; Bacillariophyta; Bacillariophyceae; Naviculales; Naviculaceae
Source: the annotation of a GenBank genome assembly